UGUACCGGUUCUCCGAAUUCUGAUAUAUCGUUGCAUCCCUAAACGAUGUUAUUAUAAAGUGUAUAUUUUUAAUAUGCCUUUAAUUCAAACAAAUACAAGUUAUUUAGAGAUAAGAUAAUAUAAUCUGUACAUAAGUUCAAUGUGAAAAUGAACGACCUUAGUGAAGAACACCCUAGAAAAUUGAUUCCUGAACUUUGUAAUCAAUUUUAUCACUUAGGAUGGGUUACAGGGACUGGAGGUGGAAUCUCAAUCAAAGAAGGGGAUAAAAUUUUCAUAGCACCAUCAGGAGUACAAAAGGAACGUAUGAAACCAGAUGACUUAUUUGUUCAAACUAUUGAUGAUGAGGAUUUGGAAUUGCCCCCUGCUGCAAAAAAGUUGAAGAAAAGCCAAUGCACGCCACUUUUCAUGCUGGCGUACCGUGAGCGUGGCGCCGGCGCAGUAAUACACACGCAUUCACCUCACGCCGUACGCUGUACACUGCUGUACGAGGACGAGUUUGUAAUCACACACCAAGAAAUGAUCAAGGGCAUCAAAGACGCCCAACUCGGCCGGUACCUUCGUUAUGAUGAGAAGCUAGUGGUUCCCAUCAUAGAGAACACGCCAUUCGAGAAAGAUCUAGCGGGCAGCAUGGGGGAAGCUCUGCAGAAGUACCCCGGUGCCAGUGCGGUACUGGUACGGAGGCACGGCGUGUACGUUUGGGGCGACACGUGGCAACAGGCGAAAACUAUGACUGAAUGUUAUGACUACUUGUUCGAAAUGGCAGUAGAAAUGAAAAAACUCGGCCUAGAUCCUUCUAGAACACCUAAGCACUAGUAAUACCUUGUAAGUUAAAAUCAAUGUAAAUAUAUUACUGCAUUUUAAUUAAUAUAUUUUUUGAAGAUUAUUGUUAAAAU
Molecule: messenger RNA, 893 nt
Organism: Diatraea saccharalis (sugarcane borer)
Lineage: Eukaryota; Metazoa; Arthropoda; Insecta; Lepidoptera; Crambidae
Source: the annotation of a GenBank genome assembly